AAGAAACGCAGAAUUUCUAUAAAUGUUAUUCAUAUUUCCGACGAUUCAUUCCAUUUUUAAUCUCUGGACGACAUUUAGUCAUAUUUCCAAACGAAAUACAAAAAAAGAAAUGUAUAAAUUUUUUUGUGGCUAUAACGUGUGCUAUUUUUAACAUCAAAUCGAAGGGCUGAAUUUUGGACGUGAUUCUUUCAAUUAAAUUUUUUUGUUAAUUUGUGCGCAUUUUCAAAUAGAAAAAAUGUCGAAAAUUGUGGCCAAACUUCCAGACUUAUACGAAUCGUAUAAAUUAUGGGUCAGCUCGAAUCCACAGGUCGUGGGUGAUGUGGAAACAACAGUCAAAUGGCUAUCGUAUUUUUUAGUCGGUCGUGUGAAUAGUUCGACCAUUGUUUCCGAAUUGAUCUACACAUUGUCGAAUUUGCUAGUAUUGUUCAACGACAGAAUCAUUGAAAAGUCAAAGAGUGCGUACGUUUCAAAUGAUCGGUCCAAGUACAGGCUGAAAAUUUUGCUGACCACACUGGAAUACAGCGAAGUGUUCAUUGAACUGUCAGCGAAAAAGCUAUGGGGUCAACGUGGCCGUUGGAUAUUCAUUACAAUUGUGCAAAUUGUUAAAUGCAUCGGGCGACUAGUGUUGAAAUUCUACCAUCGGGAAAUAAUCACUCAGAACCCACCAAUUGUUGCACUUGAUCGCAAGAACAUUGACAAAACACUGGCCGAAGCAUCGGCUGCUGAAUCCGCGCCGGAUAUGUUUGACUCGGCCAAUUCAACGUUCACAUUCAAAUUGAAAAGAUCCGGUCGUGUGGUGCGUAAGGUUGAAGGAUCACCGCCAGUCUAUUUGCGUUCGUGGAAACCAUUGGACCCAGACACCGUCGAUGAACCGACCAGCGUUCCAGUUGUCAAGUAUAAGAGCCUCACUACAGCCGAAGUGUUGUACAUUUUGAAGCCGAUGUUCCAUCUGACAAGCGCCGGCAUAUUCGGCAUCAACAGCUGGAAGAGUUAUAGUGUAGCUUUAUUCAUUGAUCUAGCCAGUUUGAAUAUGUAUAAGAAGAACAUGCGGUCUUUGUCGCCAAAGCAACGUCUUGAACUCUCGCGCCGUACAAUUCAACUACUCUUAUAUCUCAUGCGUUCCCCAUUCUACGAGAAGUUCACUCAACGCAAAUUGACUGCUUUGAUCAACGCCAUUGCCUGCACCAUUCCCUUCAGCAGCACCAUUUGUCAGCCAUUGCUUGAAUACAUUCCACAAUGGCAGCAAACUUACUUCUACAUGUGGUCAACGUAGACGAUGUCGAUAAAAUGAAUGUCGUGAAUUAAAUUCAAAUAAAAUAUUCUAUAUAAGCGAAUUACUAGGGUGAUUAUAAUGAGAGGUGGAGAGUGUAAUUUUUAGCUGGUUUUUAUGUGGUUGAAUAAACAAUAAAAAAACAAAAUAUUUUGGCAUUUCAAA
This is a messenger RNA of Sitodiplosis mosellana (orange wheat blossom midge), 1435 nucleotides long. It is a transcript of the gene Pex16, whose product is annotated as peroxisomal membrane protein PEX16. The record is from RefSeq and is a predicted model, not a curated record. Lineage: Eukaryota; Metazoa; Arthropoda; Insecta; Diptera; Cecidomyiidae. Gene Ontology annotation, cellular component: peroxisomal membrane. The transcript is spliced from 2 exons. Gene Ontology annotation, biological process: peroxisome organization. Bases 236 to 1273 code for a protein of 345 amino acids.